AUGCUCAAAUAUGAUAAAUUAGAGAAGAUUGGAGAAGGUGGUUUUUUUUACUCUUUCGACGCAUUCAGCCAGUGUUGAAGGGACUUAUGGUACUGUUUUCAAAGCGAGAAGCAAGGAUUCCGGGGAGGUUGUUGCUCUGAAGCGCGUAAAACUCGACGAUGACGACGAGGUAAACGAUUUAUGCGGUAAAAAUUUGUAUAAAUUUUCCAGGGAGUACCAAGCUCAGCCCUCCGAGAGAUUUGCAUCCUCCGAGAACUGAAGCACCGAAACGUCGUGCGCUUGUAUGAUGUGGUUCAUUCCGAAAACAAGCUGACCUUGGUCUUUGAGUAUUGCGAUCAGGAUCUUAAAAAGUUUUUCGAUUCCCUAAACGGAUAUAUUGAUCAACAGGUCGAAGUUUCGAGAAUUCCUUGUUUCAUUUUUUGGUUGGAGGUUGCUCGUUCGUUGAUGAUGCAGUUGCUACGCGGACUUUCUUUCUGUCACGCGCACCACGUCCUGCACAGGGAUCUGAAACCCCAAAAUCUCCUAAUAAACACGAACGGCUCGUUAAAACUGGCAGACUUUGGGUUGGCUCGAGCUUUUGGGAUUCCUGUACGGUGUUAUAGUGCUGAAGUAAGUUGCACUUGUGAAUAUUAAAAUUGCUCAGUGAAGGUGGUGACGCUCUGGUAUAGACCGCCGGACGUUUUGUUCGGCGGAAAACUCUACAACACGUCCAUUGAUAUGUGGUCGGCAGGCUGUAUAUUUGCAGGUGGAGAAAGAUUAUUUAAAAUAAUCGUUUGAAAUUUAGAAAUUUCAAAUGCCGGGCGACCGCUUUUUCCCGGGGCGGACGUAGACGACCAGCUCAAGCGCAUUUUCAGACAGUUAGGAACACCUACUGAGGACAGUUGGCCAUCACUUACCCAACUGCCAGACUAUAAGGUCGAUCAUUACUAGUUUUAUUAGACGAUAAUAUUUAUUUUGUCAACUUUUUUUUACGUCUGACGGGAUUCGAAAGAACUUUUGUCAAUGUUUAACAUCUGUCGAUUUUGUAUAAUUCAAACUCUCAAGAAAAAAAAGUUUUGUGUUGAACGUGAUUCCACGUAAUUUAAAAUAACCGUCAGAGUGAAAAAAAAUAUCUUUAAAUUUUGGAGAGUUUGUCAGUCAUAAUCUUGAAAAUUCGCGAAAAUUUUUUGAACACGAAACCUUCGAACUUAUAGUUGAUUCACUACUCGUUACAAAAACUUCUCGUUCAGUCAUAAGACAUUGGUCCUCUCAAGAAUCAUUUUUGCUAUUCUUCACAUAGCUCGGGCAAAACUGAAAAGUUCCUAAAAGCUAUUCUCAAAAAAAGACCUUGAAAGGGUCCCCAGCAGAUCUUUUUUAUAUCGUUUCACUUCUUUUUUGCAUCUUUUUCACACAUUCUAACAAAAAGGAUGCUGGAAAGCAACUAAAAAGAUUCGAGAUGGUUCAAAAAGGAUCCUCUGAGGCCAUGAAAAAGGUGCUCAAAAACUCUUUUUCAUCAUUUUAGGAGCUUUGAGGAUCCUCAAAGGAACUUUUCCGUUUUACCUAGUUUUAAGCGGUAAAUCGAUUAGACUCAAAAAUUGAAAAAAUAAAUGAAUAAAUUUGUGAAACAAAGUUACUUAACAAAUCGGUUUUCAGCCAUACCCAUUAUACCAUCCAGCUCUGACCUGGGGACAAGUGGUACCAAAUUUAAGUUCUAAGGGCCGCGAUUUAUUACAGGUUUAUAUAUUUAAUCGCUGCUAUACAAUUUUUUUUUUUUUUUUUGAAGAAAUUUCUGAUGUGCAAUCCGACGGGAAGAAUUGAUGCUGAAUCCGCUCUGCGACAUCCUUAUUUCACUGACGUCAACGAUGCGUAG
This is a messenger RNA of Caenorhabditis auriculariae, 1849 nucleotides long. The record is from the annotation of a GenBank genome assembly. NCBI's taxonomy places the organism in Eukaryota, Metazoa, Nematoda, Chromadorea, Rhabditida, Rhabditidae.